AUGAUGAUAAAAUUGAUAGUUAUAAAUAUUCUUUUUUCAAAGCUAGAAGUUGCCGAAGCCGGAGUGGCUUGUCCGAACUCGUGGAGUACUUUUGGCGACUUUCACUACAAAGUUUUUGAGAGCGGCAAAGAUGGAGUCGGAGAAAAAAGCUGGAAUGAGGCGGAAUCUUAUUGCAAUUCGCAAGGAGGAGAUCUCGUUGAUUUUCAGUCGGAGCAAGAGAUGCUUUUCAUCUACAACCAGCUAAAUUGGCAAGAGCGCGGCUACCGCGGCUACUGGAUCGGCCUCAACAACCUCGAAAACGUCAAUCAAAACGUUUGGGUCAAUUCAAUGUCGAUCGAAAAGCCGUACAACUUCAAAUACUGGGGCCCUCAGCAAGAAACAAACUCCGAUCCAUCCAAGCGAUGUACCUUCGCGCUAUUCACCGAAAAUCUCCCCCAAGAUUACGGGACCGAAGGCAAAUGGGUCAAGAACGAAUGUACGAAGCGAUUUAGCUUUAUCUGCAAAGUCCAGAAAAUGGGCUGCGUCCCUGACUGUCGCAACGAAGAAGGCUGGUACAAGAUGGAUGUUGGUCGAUCUGAUCCUUCAUGUGUCAAAGUCAUUCCUUCGUCGACCAAUAGAAAUUUCGAUUUGACCAAUUCAAAGUGCCAGGACAUGGGUGGUCAGCUAGUGACGAUUGAAAACAUGGAGGAGAACGACUUCAUCGUCGACCUGAUUCAGGAUGAAAUCAAGAAAUGGGACCAAGCAGUUCAAAACAAGUACUACGGCGCCUGGAUCGGGUUAAACAAUCUGAACGCGCCGAAAAACCAGCCAGACAGAUUCGAAUGGGUUUCCGGGGCACCAGAUUUCGGCUUCCGAAAUUGGGCCUAUGGCGAGCCCGAUGCGGCACUCGACAUGUAUCCAAGCGCGAUUGCUGCUGCUUUCGGCAAUCCUGGUUCUGGAGAGUGGGAAGCAGUCAUUUCGAGAGAACAACUCUCCGGCGUUUGUCAAAAACCCCUUGGCGGAACUUGCCCCGAUGGAUGGUCGCUCAUCAGAAUCAACGAUAACAGCAGCAAGUGCUACAAAUUCUUCCUAAACGGACAAUACCAUCAACCCUGGCUCGAGGCGAAGAAAUACUGCGAAAGCGUCGGAGCGGAGCAGUUGAGAAUCCAAAGCAUUCAAGAGCAAGAAGCUCUUGGAAAUUAUUUCCACGAGUGGUUAGAUGCAGGCGUCACUAGAAUGUGGCUAGAUCUGUCGAAUAUGCACCAGUCGGUGCCGUUGAAUGGCGCUCAGUGCGACAUGCGCUACUCUUCUUCCGGCCAAUCACCUGGCUACACUUCCUGGGAGGCAGAGCAGCCCAAAUGUCUGGAACAAUCGCAUUCCUGUGCCUACAUGAAUCUCGAAAAAUCGAAGCAAAACUGGAUCUCAGAAGGCUGCACUUCUAGGGAAGCUUUUGCUUGCUCAAUGCCAGCGCCCUUCAAUCUGCGUCCGACGGAAAAACCGACUUCCAAUUUGACUUGCUAUAAUGAUGCGAGCUGGACGUUGAAUUUUUAUUUGAACGAGGAUAAUGGAAUGUGCUACAGCUUUUCGAACUUCUAUAAUGGAACGAGUCUUUUGAAAGGGCUCUAG
Messenger RNA from Oikopleura dioica, 1605 nucleotides. NCBI's taxonomy places the organism in Eukaryota, Metazoa, Chordata, Appendicularia, Copelata, Oikopleuridae. The record is from the annotation of a GenBank genome assembly.